GUUUACACCUUGGUCACAAUCUGAUCGAUUCUCAUGCUGUCAACACUGCAGAGAGGAAAGGUGUAGCCCCCAUCGUGUUGGGUUUUAUGUAGAGGAAGGAGCACAAGCUUCUGUUCAUUUGGAGGGCUGAGCAGGAACGUGUCCAUCCUCUGAUAUAGUGAUGGACCUCAUUUAAACUUACAGCUGCUCAUUGUAAUCCUCAAGCCUCGGACUGUACGAGACUAUUUCUUCAUCACCCUGCUUGGCCUUCAGCAACCAUGUACAGCAGCGGCUACUCCCAGGUGUCCAAGCGCAGUCCAGGAGCCCAAAAGAGGAUGCAGUACCGCUCGAAGGGCAAGAGCUGUGGCUACUACAUGCGCAUUGUCUUCUUCUUCUCUUCGCUCAUUCAGUCCCUGAUCAUAGUCAGCCUGGUGCUCUUUCUGGUCUACGGUAAGACGCAGGACUCGGCGUCCACCGAGCGCAUUCAUGACCUGGAGGAGAGCUUCAGCCGACUCUCCAUAGAGAACGUCGCCCUCAGGCAACAGAGGAAGAACCUGACCAACCUACUCAACACAACCCUGACUCUCAAGGCUCGUAACGACUGGGACCUGGAAAAGUUCCGCCACUACACCAACAUCUCAUCAUUCAUGAUCGUAGACUUUGACAGGAAACUGCAACAGUGCAAACACGAGUUGUUCAUGUGCAGCGCCUCUCCCCGUUUUCCUUGUGACUGCUCAGCAAGAACUUCAGAUAACUGUAACUGUGGCUUGCUGGCUGAGCGGCUGAAAGCUCGGCUUGAGCUAGUGGAGUCCAACUUCACCCAAGCGACAAAGAGGAUGAGGAUAGAAAUGGAACAGACCGCCAAAGAGAGGGACUACAUUAACCUGGAGGCCAUCCGUCUGAGGAGGGAAAAAUCCAUUCAGGAAAAAGAGUUGCUGUUCAACAAAGAAAGAUGUAAAGAUGACUUCUUCCAGUCCUUGAGUGGCGUCUCCAACGUCUCCAAGGCUUUCCUCAUGAAGAUUGAAUCCCUCUUCCCCACACACCUUGCCUUCCAGCUCACCUGCUCGAAACAGAGGGAAUACCUGGAGCAGAUCCACACCAACUGCUCCAGCCUGUCCAGAGAAGUGGAGGACAAGUUCCAGCAUUACUUGAACAGUGUGGGAGACCAGGUGUCGGACAUCCAUGCCGAGAACAGCCGCCUGAAGGCAGAGAACUGGCGCCUGUCCAGUGACUACCGCUCGUGCACCCAGAACCGCACGGGCCUGAUCAAGGAGCACAGAGAGAAGUUAGACAGGCUUCAGCAGAAACACGAUCAGGAUAAGGAGAGACUCCUGAUGGAUAAGAUGAGGUUAAAUGGAGAAAUAGAAGUCCUGGUAAACAAUGUCAAAUUCAAAAUUAAGGAAGUGGAUCACCUCACACAGCAAAUCAGACAUCUCAACAUGUCCUGCAUGUCUAAGCCAGGGUUUGCCGCUGGGUCGAACUCUCGGCCAAGCACAUCAAGUCAGUCUGUGUGGAGCACGUUGGGUGGUGGUGGAUCCAGCUCUGCUAGCGGGGCUCAGCUUAGUAGGACAGGGUCAGGGGGGUUGGGUUCAAGCCAUGGCUCUUUUGGAUCAUCGUUCAACAAGCCAGGAUCUACUGGGACGGGCUCCGCAAGCUCAUCUUUCUUGUCACCUGGGUCGAGUUCAAGCCUUGGCUCUUCUGGAUCAUUGAUCAAUAAGCCAGGAUCAACUGGUACUGGCUCUUCAAGCUUAUCACACUCAUCAUCUGGGUCAAGUUCAAGCCUUGGCUCCACCGGGUCAGGCCUCAGUAAGUAUGGAUCAGCUGGGAGGAGCUCUUCAAGCUCAUCACUGUUUUCAUCUGGGUCUAGUUCAAGCCUUGGCUCCUCUGGAUCCUUGUUAAAUAAGCCAGUAUCAACUGGCACUGGCUCUUCAAGCUCAUCACACUCAUUAUUUGGGUCGAGUUCAAGCCUUGGCUCCUCUGGAUCCUUGUUAAAUAAGCCAGUAUCAACUGGCACUGGCUCUUCAAGCUCAUCACACUCAUUAUUUGGGUCGAGUUCAAGCCUUGGCUCCUCUGGAUCCUUGUUAAAUAAGCUAGGAUCAACUGGCACUGGCUCUUCAAGCUCAUCACAUUCAUCAUCUGGGUCUAGUUCAAGCCUUGGCUCCACAGGACUCAAUAAGCCAGGAUCAACUGGGGGAGCUUCAUCAACCUUAGGAUCAUCAGGCUCAAGUUCAAGUCUUAGCUUAAGUGGGAUCGGCUCAAAUAAGCAAACUUCAAGUGUGAGGAGCUCCUCAGGCAUUGGGUCGUCCUCUGGGUCAACUGGGUCAAGUUCAAGUCUUAGCUCAAGUGGGAUCGGCUCAAAUAAGCCAACAUCAAGUGUGAAGAGCCCCUCAGUCAUUGGGUCAUCCUCUGGGUCAACUGGAUCAACAAGCAAAACUGCGCCAAAUUCAUUUUCCUGGUUUGGGUUUGGGAAUAAUAACGGACAAAGUAAAACCGGAAGUGCAACAGGGAAAGGAACGACAAGUGGGAACAGUAAUGGUGGAACUGGCUCCACUCUUGGUGCAGGACGGUCAAGUGGACUGGGAGGUGGCUCAGUUAAUGUCGCUCAGCACCUUCAAGAUCUGCAGCGCCUCAUCAACCCCUCUGGUCAAGAGGAGAAACAGGAUCUCUCCAGGAUGUUGGGUUAAAACAUCUUCUCUUGAUGAGCCAAACAAAACCAAAUCAAGAGGUGUAUACUCCAUUCUAUUACACACAGCAUAUCAUGUUCAUACAUUGGAUAUUAAGUAAAUGUACCAUAUAAUAUACAGUUUAUGACUGUUUAUACUUCAAUAUUCAUUUAUUAAAGUAAAACGUUUUAAAUAACUUUUCCACUUUUGAAUGUAAAAUGUGAACGUUGUGUCUUAAUGAUUUGUAUCUACACGGUAAGCAACUUUAUAAAGAAUGAUUAGUAUUUUUACAAUGUAAAUAUAUGAAAAUAAAAUCUUUGUUUUGAUGUAAGCACA
Messenger RNA from Hippoglossus stenolepis (Pacific halibut), 2978 nucleotides. RefSeq names its product plasmalemma vesicle associated protein a (gene plvapa). The record is from RefSeq and is a predicted model, not a curated record. Gene Ontology annotation, biological process: regulation of vascular permeability; positive regulation of cellular extravasation. Lineage: Eukaryota; Metazoa; Chordata; Actinopteri; Pleuronectiformes; Pleuronectidae. Gene Ontology annotation, cellular component: caveola. The transcript has 6 exons. The coding region runs from base 258 to 2663 and encodes 801 amino acids.